This is a messenger RNA of Epinephelus lanceolatus (giant grouper), 1503 nucleotides long. RefSeq names its product protein shisa-4-like. The record is from RefSeq and is a predicted model, not a curated record. NCBI's taxonomy places the organism in Eukaryota, Metazoa, Chordata, Actinopteri, Perciformes, Serranidae.
AACAAUCGUCUCACUGCAGAGUAAGACGCAUUUGCUUAUUACACUACAUCAUGGCAGUUACGGUUUCAAGGGUCUUGUCCUGUCUUGUGUGCAUCCUGUGUUCGCUCCUGAUCCAGACUGUAUGGGCUGAAAUUUGCACCAGCUACGUGGAUGCAAAUGGUUACCAACAUCAAGGUCAGCAAUGUGGCAAUUACUACUGCUGUGGAAACUGCUAUCAAAGAUCCUGCUGCAGUGACAGAUCAUAUCGGAUUAGUCAAGAAGACCAACAACGCUGCUCUAAAGGGAGUGGCCAUGGGAAAAGCAAACUUGGUACACUCCUUGGAAGCAUCUUAGGGUCUCUUUUUCCCAUCAUCCUCUGUGUGGGUGUCGUCAUCUGCUGUAUGGCUCCUUGCUGCUUGUUCUACAAGAAGUGUCGAAAAGGACGCAGCCGAGGGUCCCAGGCUCCCCCCACCAUGAUCAGUGGGCCCCAGCUUCCUUUCCCCCCCUCCAAUAAUUACCCAUCCCACCCGGGGGGUUACCACUCCGUACCCGGCCAACCUGGAUUUGGAGGCAUGCCCAACCCUUCAGCACCGCCACCAUACAUGGGAGGAAAUAAUCCACCUCACGGUCAAGGUGGAUUCAAUCCAGGGAUGCCGAUGGUGAACUUCAUCGGCCCGCCUUUGGAAUCAGCGCCACCUUCAAAUGACAAUGCACCACUGCCCUACAACCCUGCUUACUCCUGAACUGCAUAGUUAGAGCACUACAUGCCUUGAAACCCUGGUUGCACUACCACUGUCAAAGACAUGUGAAAUGUGUGGGUUAUGGUGUGUUGAUACAGUGGAAACCCUCUUUGCAAGGUGUUAAAUCCAAAUAUAUCUCGGGAAAACUGCAUUUUUCUAGUAAUGUGUUUGCAAUAUAAACUACUUUAAUGUAUCGUUAUAUCUUGCUGCUGCUGCUGCUUUUUACGGGUAAACCUUUAUGAAUAAUGCUUCAGUGAUAUGAAUAAUGGUUCAGUUAUGGCCAUUUGUUUAGCAGUGUCCUUACUUUUUGUGUUUAGUGUUGAAGAAAUGUUGAAUUUUAGGAGAGAAACACAAGAACUAAAAGACACAUUUCAAGUCAGGAUAAAAAAGAAGAUAAAAAAAAUUACAAUAAAAGAAAUAAAACAAAUUAUAUAACAACAAACAAAUAGGCUACAUUAAGCAUGGGAUAACAGUUAAGGUGAUAUUUAUUCUGAAAAAUUCAGUAUUUCUUUGCAAUUUAGAUCCAUUCACAUGUUCUGAACAAACAUCACUUUAAUUGUUGCACUCCAUCUGUGUUUAUUCUGAGAACAACUGAGGAAUUUGGGGAUUUUGGGAGCUUUUAUUACAGUUUGUACAGUUUGUGUGAUUCUUGGCUUCAGUAGUUAGUUAGAUUAUUUGGAUGUGUGUACUCUACACCCUGUUUGACCUUAAACAGUGGUGAAAUUAUGAUGAAACAUGUAUGAUGAAAAUGUUUCUUUUUUAAUAAACUCUAUCUGCCACUAGA